Ctenopharyngodon idella (grass carp) is the source of this 4181-nucleotide messenger RNA. It is a transcript of the gene b3gnt2b, whose product is annotated as UDP-GlcNAc:betaGal beta-1,3-N-acetylglucosaminyltransferase 2b. The record is from RefSeq and is a predicted model, not a curated record. The transcript has 3 exons. Bases 318 to 1511 code for a protein of 397 amino acids. NCBI's taxonomy places the organism in Eukaryota, Metazoa, Chordata, Actinopteri, Cypriniformes, Xenocyprididae. Gene Ontology annotation, molecular function: hexosyltransferase activity. Gene Ontology annotation, cellular component: membrane.
UAAACAAAGUGAAUGUAUGGUAAAUAGUGCGGUAAACAGUGAGGAGGGCUUUUAACCCCGCCCAGUGCUUUUUACAAUGAAAUGGGAGGAGUGGAUUCAUCAUAGACAGAUCUGGAGAGUGGAGACAGGCAGGAUGUGAACAAGCUCUCUCACAGCUGGAGCUGAAAGAUAUGGAUUUCUUUGCCACAUCAUCCUUGUUUCUGUGACUCGCUCUGCUAGUUUGUCAGGAUGGGCUAAAAACAAUUAUUAGCAGCUGAGUACUGUACACCUGGAUCCUCCACAGUCUCGCCUGUGCACAGGCGGUGAGGUUUGACACCAUGCAGGGACCUCGGAGGAAGGUGAAGGUCAUGUUGAUGAUGACAAUGGUGUUUAUCUUCAUAGUGGUGGAGGUCUCCCGCAAUGUUGGGAAGGGCGACGGCAACAAAAAUAAGCUUUUGGUUCCCUCAAAGAGUUUCUGGGCAAAAGAUCUUCCCAGUAAUGCCUACUGGAAUCGCCAGCAGCAACAGCUAAACUACAUCAACAACCCCAACCUAGAAAAUCUCAACUUCACGAUUGAUAAACUUCCAGACUGGCUCAACGACACGGUCAGUCUGGACUCCUGUGACCCAGACUUCAGGGUGACCACCCAAAUCAAGGAUUUCAAUUCCUUACCGGAUCGCUUCAAAGACUUUCUGCUUUAUAUGCGAUGCAGAUCCUAUCCCAUCGUCAUGGACCAGCCGAACAUAUGCGAAGACCAACCGUUCCUCCUCCUAGCUAUUAAAUCUUUAGUUCCACACUUUGAUCGACGGCAAGCUAUCCGCGAAUCAUGGGGCAAAGCCGGUCGCCUUGCAAACAGAACAGUCGUUACGGUGUUCCUUCUUGGAAACGCAGCCAUGGAAGACUACUUCCCUGAUCUCUCAAUGAUGCUCCACCAUGAGAGCUCAGUGCAUAGAGAUAUUCUUCAAUGGGAUUUUAGGGAUACCUUCUUUAACCUCACCAUCAAGGAGGUGCUUUUCCUGGAAUGGCUGAGCACCCGUUGUCCUGGAGCCAGUUACGUCUUCAAGGGGGAUGAUGAUGUUUUUGUUAACACCAUCCGCAUUAUAGACUUCCUAAACAGUCUUUCUCAAGCCAAAGCCAAGGAACUGUUUGUAGGGGAUGUGAUUAACAAUGCUGGUCCACACAGGGACAAAAAGGUCAAGUAUUUUAUCCCAGAGAGCGUGUUUGUUGGAACGUACCCUGCGUAUGCAGGCGGGGGUGGUUAUUUGUUCUCGGGACAGCUGGCCCAGAAACUUCAUAACGUCUCGAGGUCGGUGCCCCUCUACCCCAUUGAUGAUGUCUACACAGGUAUGUGCCUUAGGAAAAUGGGUCUCGCGCCUGAGAAGCACAAAGGCUUCAGGACUUUUGAUAUCGAGGAGAAAUAUCGCAAUAAUGCCUGUGCCUAUAAAAGCCUGAUACUGGUCCAUCCCAGAAGUCCUCAACAUAUGAUCAAAAUCUGGACAUGGCUGAAUGACCCAGCCUUGAACUGUCAUUGAACUGCUGCUCUACGGUUUGGCUGCUUUAAAGGGACAGUUUCCCCCAAAAAUUACAAUUCUGUCCUCAUUUACUCACUUUCAUGACGUUCCAAACAUGUAAGACUGACUUUCUUUCCUUCUUUAUAUGGACCAAAAAAAUACUAUUAUUUUUUCCAAAAAAAAGUCAUACAGUUUGGAACGACAUGAGGGUGAGUACAGAUGACAGAAUUGGAAUUUGGUGAAUUAUCCCUUUAAUGUUUUACCAUUGUUCUAUUGUGAUUUAUUAAUUUUAUGUCAAACGUCAGGAGUAAUGAUAAGCUCUUUAGAUUUCAAAUUUGCUGUCAGUUUCAACAGUGGCUCUGAAUUGCUACCUUCAUAGUAUUGCAAUGGCUUGACUUUGUGUCAAAUUCUGUUGAUGUUACAAGUAUUUAUAAACUCCCCUCUAGUUGUGAGGUCACAGGUGCUGAGGAUUGUGGGAAAUGUAGUUCAGCUGGUCUGGACAUGGACACAGAUGUCACUCACUUGAGAAAAAAUAUCUGUUGGUCAUUUUAAGAUGCUGUUUUUAUGUUUUUGUUUUUUUUUGUUUUUUUGUUUGUUUGUUUUCUAUUGGAGAAUUGUUGUAUUAUGCUAAAAUGAACAGACAUAUUCAAAUGAUCAUACGUUUCAACAGAUCUUUUUUUUUUUUUUUUUUUUUUUUAAAGCAUCUAUGCAGCCGUCAUAAGCAUAAUAUCUCUGUCCAUACUUUCUGCUUUAGUUGUCAGCAAGGUAAAUGAAAAUAUCGCCUUCCUGUUUUGCACAUAAACAGCCUGAAAAUUGAGACGUGUAUACGCGUGUUUAGGUUCAUGAAGAGUUUGCUCGUUUAGAGCCCUAGUUGUGGGUACAGCAGUUUAUGAUCCCAGAUGAAUGUAGGUUGCCUACUCAAACCUCAACAUGUUUUUGACUUCAUGCACUGCUGUCUCUCUUCUUUCUAGAGAUUCUAGAUAGAUAGGUUUCUUAUGCAGAAGCAGACAAUCAAUUGCAAGUCAUAAUCUUAUUUUUGUAUAAACAAAUUAGGCGUACGAAAUCAUUCACUCCUCUGCUGAAAAAGCAGACUGAAAGCUUGUUUGCCUCUCUGAUCUGAUUCUAAGUGUUCUCAGGAUGUUCUCAGAGUUUUGAUCAAAAAAAAUCAUGGUUAUAAAUCAAUUAUAUGGUGUAAAAAAAAAAAAAAAAAAAAACCAACAACAAGAAUAUGAAAGUACAGAGUGAAUUACAAAAGGCUAUGGCUACCAUCUUCCAUUUGAAAUCAAGGCAUCACACAAUUUACCUUCUUGGCUAAAUGAAUGAAACUUUGCAGCCAGUUUUCCAGGCCCAGAUUAAGCCUGUUGCUGUUGUUGUAUUUUUUUCCCUCUUAUAAAGAGGCCAGGAAACAGGUUCUCAGCUGGAUGACUUAAAUACUGAAUUUGACAGGCUCCCAACUAUGUUACAGUGACCCCUGCUGGUCUGCCUUUUUUUUUUUUUUUUUGGUAAUAAACACUGGACUUAACCUGCCUUCAUCUUCACAUAUUUAAAUCGCUCAUAUGACCUGCCAGUUAACUAGCAGUUCAUAUAUUUUUCUAUUUUGUUUUGGUUAGGGCUAUUCAUCAUCAACAGUCUCUUUUUAAAAAAGGGGCGUAGGCCUAGUAAUCAUCACAGACUUAAGGGUGUACUGACUGUGUCCGGUCGAUAAAUAUUAUGUUUGUCUUCAGUCUGCCUCAUUGGUUUUUUGCUGAAGAGUUAAAUCAAGCAUGUGUCAUAUUUUUUAUAUUUAAUAUUAAGUUGUCCACCCAGUUGUGAGGAAUGAGGACCAGAAGGAUGUGUGGCUUAUGUCACCUCUCUGCCGAUAACAAGGCAAGCACACCGUUUAACAGCCUGACGUUGUGUUUGGUGAGAGAAACAAAGUGUUUACAUGUGUUUAUGAACAGUACAAAAAGGCUGUAUUUGCUAUUUUUAUUAGUCACAUUGGUAGAUAAUACAGUACAAGUUUUAUACACUGGUAUUUACCAUACUCUUGUGAGUUCAAACUCUACAGGUUGUUGUGAGAAUGAACUCCUGUACUUGCAUUAUGCUGUUUGUGUACCAGAAGAUCUUUUGGUUUCUGUUGGUAAUGCAUUUAUGAGAACUGGGUCUUUAUGUAAAUCAUAAGAUAUUUGGAUGUUAAAGUAAUAUGAUGUGUUGGGUUAAAUGUGGCUUUAGUCGUGUAUGUGUAUUUAUGUGUAUUUAUGUAGGCAUGUAUAUACAGGCUCAGGAGUAUGAUCAUGAUUUUAAAAAAAAAAAUGAAAUCAUUUCUGUCUUUUAAACAAUUCUGUUUGUAUUUCAGAAUUGUUCACUAUUCAGUCACGUCUAUAUGGAAUUGCUGAAACUAUAAUGGCUUUCAGGUAUUUCACUUCACAGAAUUUUUAUUUAUUUUUAUUUUUUUUUUUGAAUGGUCAAACUACUUUUUUGCCACAUUUUUAUGCUGAUUACUUUCUAUUAUUGUUUGUAUAUCACAACACCUCUUACCAAAAACGCAUUGUCAACCAUGCAAACAUUGCUACCAAAAUGUGCCUGUUAAUAAUUCUGAUCGAUUAUCUAUCUGGCAGUCUUUUGUAAUUGAAUAUGCACAUUUAUGUUUUUUUUUGUCACGUCUGUAUCUGCCUUUUUUGAUUGAACUAUAUAAUAAAUGGAAUAAACUGA